AUGGUAACGUUAAUUCUGGAGCCGAUUACCUCUCGCAUACGCGUUAAAGGCCACAGCGACAGGACUUGGAGAAAAGACAAGGAGAAGAAAGACGAGAAGGAGGAGAAGGAUGAGGAGAAGAAGGAAGGUGGAACUGUGUCGCCGAUCAAAAUAUAUUCGGCUGUAUAUAUUUCCGAUUUCGACAGCGACGAGGACAAUUACCCGUAUUACGACAGUGGCGUUGGCUUCAGCUACGAUAACAACAAUAGUAAGAGCAAUAGUACGCAAAAUUCACAGUCGCCUCGUGUAUACGAAUUCGGCAAGUUCGAAGAAAACUAUGACUGGAUUCAAUGCCAAUCUAAAAGCUAUUCCAAUCACGUGUACUACCACAACACGCGGACUGGCUGCAAUACAUGAUACAGACUUGUUUCGCAUUUUAUGGAAUUCUUUAUCUCAUUCGCCUCUGUUAGAAGAGUAACAAAUUACACGGGCGAUAUUGUGGAAUCGACAAACGAUUUGGAAUUGAUGUCAGUAUCAGAUGAUGAAGAAGAGAAACAAAUUUCUGCACGCGAUGGCAACAAUUGAUCGAUGGUGCGAUAUUAUUACACCCCAGAUGCUGAUGAGUCGUGCAAUAUGACAGACGGAAGUGACUGUUACAAGGAAAAGAAAAGACAAGACAUAGACGACGAGAACAACAACAUAAUCUAUUCGCCAUUGUAUGUCGCAAAUUUUCUUGAGAAUGAAUUUUUUGAGGAUACCGAGGAGAAGACUAAUCAAAUAUUAGAGAAGACUAAUUACAUAUUGGACUCGUUGAACACUUCGGACAUAUUUUCCUUCCCAACGGAACUCGUCAUAUAUGGCGUACCGCGUUUGAAAAAGAUCGACGUUGAGUGCCAAUUAAUCAAGCCAAAAAGAACGUACGUCACCAGAAGUCGGAAAAAGCCAGAAUCCAAGAAGAUCGUAAGCGACAUGUACGGCGUACGGACCAUCAGUUACAAUCUACCUGAACCGGAUGAGGUAUGCGCAGCGAUGGGAGUGAAAAUAUCAAUGUUGAGCGACAGCGAAGCGAGCAUAUUACCCUCGCGACGCACGAAAAUGAUGAGGUUGCUGGAAUCUGAAUGGCGUGAUAUAGAGAAGAACUUGCAUCAACCGUUAUUGAGCGACUCAAGUUCCAGUUCAUCGUCACGGUCCGAUACGACCAGCUCCAAUUCUAGCUCUAGUUCUAGCUCGAAUCAAAAUAACAACUUCAGUUCCAGCUCCAGCUUUUGCUCGUGUUCUUCUUGCGACAGAAAUGCUUGA
Messenger RNA from Atta colombica, 1278 nucleotides. Its product is annotated as probable serine/threonine-protein kinase irlE. The record is from RefSeq and is a predicted model, not a curated record. NCBI's taxonomy places the organism in Eukaryota, Metazoa, Arthropoda, Insecta, Hymenoptera, Formicidae.